GCCUUGGUUUGUCUGGGUCUUUUGUGUAACUUUGCAGCUCCCGUACGUGUAAAGGCUCUCGAAUAUCUCCCAUAGAUUUGUCUAACAUUCCUUUUAUGUGUUCCAGAAUGUCACCAUUUAAAUUCUUGUUUUAAUUGGGAGUAAUUUCUCCACAUGAGAGUAAGGGCCGUUAUCUACUUUCAAAUUCAUAUCUGAUUGGUACAUCUGUUUCAACUUGAAGUUAUUUUGGAGUAAUUUAAAUGGCACAGAGGAAGAAAAAUGGACAACGCACCUAAUCCAUGAAUGUUGUGGCAAUAGCUACAGGUGAAGUUGAAAAAGACCUGGGAAGAGUCUCAUACACCAAGUGUUUACCAUGUCCAAACAGUGCACGGCAACAAAGUCAGUAGAAUAUCAAUGAAUUACAUGACCAAAGCAGUAGAAUACAAGUCAUAAAUUUGUGAUCAAACUGUGCAGUGCUCUUAGUCAGACCCAAGCUUGAGUACUCUGCCCAUUUCCAGUCACUGAGGAGCAAGGGAGACAUUCAAGCUUUGGAGACCGAGCAGAAAGAGCCAUAAGGUUUAUAGCUAGCACCAGAGGUUAUGAGAAAAGACCGGAGAAACAUCUGAGAAGUGAACUUAUGGUUGAAUAUAAAAUGGUUUCUGCUGUCUAGCACACCUUUAGUUAUUUUCACAUUCUGAAGAUGUCCAAUAGUAAUAACACUCAAGAAACUUUGGAAAUCAUGAAGGAAUCUGAGAAGAAAUUGGUGGAAGAAUCUUUAAUUAAAAAUAAAUCUGCAUUCAGAACAUCCAGUAAAGAGGAGGUAGAUAAAGAUGGUGAAGACCCAAAUGCACAGCUGGAAUUUCAGCGAAGAACACAAAACCAUGGGCACUCGAGGAAGCGAUCCAAGUCCAAUUCCAAGUUAAAACUGGUGCGAAGUCUUGCUGUGUGUGAAGAAUCUUCCCACCCGUUCACAUGUGAUGGGCCUCAGGAAAUCCAGGAUGUUAUCCAACUCCAGUUCACUUGCCCUUCUGAUAAAGAAGAAGAAAGACCCUCAAAGGAUGGCUCUGAGAAAGAAGACAAGGAAAAGAAAGAGAAACUGGAAAAAGUACCUAGAAAAAUGCUGUCAAGAGAUUCCAGCCAAGAAUAUACAGACUCUACCGGAAUUGAUCUGCACGAGUUUUUAGUAAAUACACUGAAAAAUAACCCCAGGGACAGGAUGAUGCUGCUAAAAUUAGAACAAGAAAUUCUGGACUUUAUCAGUGAUAACAAUAAUCAGUACAAGAAAUUUCCUCAGAUGACCUCGUACCACAGAAUGCUCUUACACAGGGUGGCUGCAUACUUUGGAAUGGAUCACAAUGUUGACCAAACUGGAAAAGCUGUUAUAAUAAAUAAGACAGUAAAUACGCGAAUACCAGAGCAGAGGUUUUCAGAUCAUAUAAAAGAUGAGAAGAGUAUGGAUUUUCAAAAGAGAUUUAUCUUGAAAAGAGAUGACACGAGUCUAGACAAGGAUGACAACCAGAUGAGAGUACCUUUGCGAGAUGACCGGAGGAGUAAAUCGAUAGAAGAAAGAGAAGAAGAGUAUCAAAGGGUCAGGGAUCGAAUAUUUGCUCGAGAAUCUUCGUACAAUGGCUAUCUGAUGGACAGCAGAGGAAACCGAGAGUGCCUAAGCAGAGCUUCUAGCAGCCGUCAGAGCAGCACUGAGAAUGAGCUGAAGUCCUCUGAACCUCGACCAUGGAGUAGCACGGACUCUGACAGCUCAAACCGCAGUUUGAAGCCGCCCGUAACCAAAGCAAGCAGCUUCAGUGGAAUUUCUAUUCUGACCCGAGGCGACAGCAUUGGCAGCAGUAAGAGUGGAAGCAGGGUCUCCAAAACAGGCUUGCCACUCGGGACUCCUGAAAUAACGUCAUCAGGUUACGUGCAAGCCUCUGCACAGCAGCCUGGGAGGACCGUCCUGUCGAAUUCUGCACAACAGCAGCAACUGCCACCCACACCUCAGCAACAACCAAUGACCAAUCACAUGAUAUCACAGCCCUUGCCAUCUCUGCAGCCCUCUGCACAGCCUAUCCAGUACUCUGCGACCUCUUGCCCCCAAGUUCUCCUGCCAGUCUCGCCUCCCCAGCAAUACACUAUGCCUGAAGAACUUGGCAACCAGUUCGGGCAGAUGAGCCUCAGCCGCCAAGGUUCCACUGAAGCUCCCGAGACUACCUCUGCUGUAUUUCAAGCCCCAGUGAUAUCCCAGCAGCCUGGCUACAUCAUAGCUUCGCCAGGGCAGUCUCUCACUGCACCUCCCUACUCGGCAUCUGGACAUCCCACAGCUCAGCAGGUGCUUCAGCCUCAGGGUUACAUACAGCCUCCCCAGCAGAUCCCUGUUUCUUAUUAUCCCCCUGGGCAGUACCAAAGCUCCAACCAGCAGUACCGGCCUCUCUCCCAGGUUCCUUACAACUCUCAGCGCAGUCAACAGCUGCCUCAGCCAACGCAACAAACAGGUUUACAGGGUGUGAUACCAAACCAGCAGCAGACCUACCAAGGGAUGAUGGGUGUACAGCAACCCCAAACACCAGGCUUGAUGAAUAAUCAGCGAAGCAAUCUGGGAAACCAGAUGCAAGGGAUGAUGGUCCAAUACUCAUCUGUUCCAUCAUAUCAGGUGCCAAUGUCCAGUGAUUCUCAAGUAGUUGUACAGCAGACCUACCAGCAGCCUGUCAUGGUACCCAGUCAGUCUGUCCAGGGGACACUACCUGGUGGAGGAGUGCCAGUAUAUUACAGUGUAAUUCCACCAUCCCAGCAAAAUAGCACAAGCCAAUCGGUUGGAUUCCUUCAGCCACCUGGUCCAGAGCAGUACCAGAUGCCUCAGUCUCCCUCUCCUUGUAACCCAGCGCAAAUGCAGCAACAAUAUACAGGUGUGCCAGCACCCAGUCAUGGAGUUGUGGUCAUGCAGCUGAGUGUACCCAAUGGCCCUCAGCCCCCUCAACCUCCAUUGUUACCGCAAUGGAACCAGUGUAAAUACUAUAGUGUGGAGCAGCGAGGGCAGAAACCCACUGAGCUUUACAACCCCGACAACCCCACACAGGUCAAUGCCCAAUUAAACAGUCCUCUUAACUCUCCAACUCAGUCGCCAACACCGUCUCCAGUGACAAAUGUCUGUCCUGGUCUAGCACCACUGCCACUUAUUGCCCAGUUCUCCAGACCUGUUGGUCCAGCACAAGGUGACACUCGUUAUUCUUUACUUGGCCAACCUUUGCAGUACAACCUUCCAGUGUGCCCACCUCCAGUAAUACAUGGACAGUGCCAGUAUUCAACUCAUCAGGGUCCAUGCAGUACAAAACACACUAAACGAGGAAAGAAGCCAACCCUGAAAUCAGCGUCCACUGACCUUGGCACAGGUGAUGUUGUUGUUGGACGAAUCUUGGAGGUAACAGAUCUUCCUGAAGGAAUCACUCGCACUGAAGCAGACAAACUUUUCAGUCAACUUUCAAUGUCUGGUGCCAAAAUCCAGUGGCUCAAAGACUCUCAGCAACGCAGCAGUGGCUCUGGGGACUGUAACAGAGUGACAGAGAACUCAAAGAAUGCCGGUGACCUAGCUGCACUUUAUACUAUUGUUGCCGUGUUCCCAUCGACCAUGGCGGCUCAAAAUGCAACUAUCAGACUGAAUAAUUCAACAAACAGGUUUAAACUGCGAACAGCCAAGAGGAGCUAUGAUCUUCGCAUUCUAGAAAGAGCCAGUUCCCAGUAGCCAAUGGAUAUUUGAAAAGCCCUUUUUCUUCUCUCCUUUGAAUGACUGUAUUGGCUUUGUUUUAAGUCAGCAUUGUUCCUGUAGUGUAUUGUUUUGUCCAAAUAUCACUUUAGACAUAAUUAAGGAAAGUUAGUGAUCAGUUGGAAAAAAAGUUUGUUUUUCCCCUCUCCCAAAUUCCCAUUUUACACAGCCACACAACCCAUGUGUAUUUUUUUCUGUUAUAAUUGUGCAAAAGUAUUAGAAGCUUAUUUAAGUGACUCAAACAGUUGACUGUGUAUGGUCACGACAAAUUUUAUUUAACCUGUUUUUUUUGAUUUUAAAUAUAAAAGUUUGUCUGCCAGUCCAGACUCUCAAUAU
Molecule: messenger RNA, 4066 nt
Organism: Carcharodon carcharias (great white shark)
Lineage: Eukaryota; Metazoa; Chordata; Chondrichthyes; Lamniformes; Lamnidae
Product: R3H domain-containing protein 2
Exons: 24
Coding region: 680-3709 (1009 amino acids)
Molecular function (GO): nucleic acid binding
Source: RefSeq, a predicted model, not a curated record